AUGUAUUAUGAGUUCAGAAAUAAACUCAGUGUAACAGAAUGCCACAAGAAAAUGUGUCAAAGUUUAGGUUUCAAUACUGUUUCUUAUGAUACAGUAAAAGUUUGGUUUCGAAUGUUUAAUAGGGGGAAUUUGAACAUUGAAGAUGAACCACGUUCUGGCCGCCCUAUUGAGGUUGAUUAUGACCAAUUAAAGCAAAUUAUUGAUCAAGACAGAAAUAUUUCAACACGAACCAUUGCGUUAGAGCUUGACGUUUGCCAAAAAACAAUAGUAAAUGCCUUCAAACGCAUAAAUCUAACAUUUAAGUUUAACUGCUGGGUGCCUCACGAAUUGACUGCUGAAGACCAGAGCAAAAGAAAAGCGGCCUGUUUGGUUCUGCUCAGAGAUCAAAGAAAAGAGAACAUUCUGGACAGAAUUGUGACCUGUGAUGAAAAAUGGGUAUACUACAACAAUACUAGCCGUAAAGGAGGGUGGUCAGCACCCGGGGAAUCAGCAGGUUCGCUUGCAAGACGAACGCUAACUAACAAGAAGGUCCUUCUCUGUAUCUGGUGGGAUUGUCGUGGAGUUAUCCACAAGGAGUAA
This is a messenger RNA of Parasteatoda tepidariorum (common house spider), 579 nucleotides long. NCBI's taxonomy places the organism in Eukaryota, Metazoa, Arthropoda, Arachnida, Araneae, Theridiidae. The record is from RefSeq and is a predicted model, not a curated record.